AUGGAGAUGAAGAAGAUGGCUUGUGCAGUCCUUUUCGCUGCAGCCUCAAUGAGUGCAGUGUUGGCUCAUGGCCAUGGUGAUUAUGCUAACUACUCCCCAGCUCAGGCACCCGGACCAAGCAGUACUGGCGGUGCCUCGGCUAGCUUGCCUGUUGUUGGUUCUAUGGUUGGUGCUUCUCUUGUGUCACUUGUGGCUUACUACCUGCAGUAG
Alnus glutinosa is the source of this 210-nucleotide messenger RNA. Its product is annotated as arabinogalactan protein 23-like. NCBI's taxonomy places the organism in Eukaryota, Viridiplantae, Streptophyta, Magnoliopsida, Fagales, Betulaceae. The transcript has a single exon. Bases 1 to 210 code for a protein of 69 amino acids. The record is from RefSeq and is a predicted model, not a curated record.